Molecule: messenger RNA, 891 nt
Organism: Drosophila gunungcola (fruit fly)
Lineage: Eukaryota; Metazoa; Arthropoda; Insecta; Diptera; Drosophilidae
Product: 23 kDa integral membrane protein-like
Exons: 3
Coding region: 97-768 (223 amino acids)
Cellular component (GO): membrane
Source: RefSeq, a predicted model, not a curated record
CAGAUAGUCAAUUCAGUUUGACGAAAAUCGUCGCUUCGAACGAACGGAUUAUCCAGCGAACCAGCGAACCAACGAGAAACCGAAAAAUCCAUCACCAUGAAUUGCUUGUCCGCGACGUUCAAGUACCUGCUGUACUUGCUCAACCUGAUCUUCGUUGCCGGUGGCAUACUGCUGAUCGUGGUGGGCUCCCUCAUGCUUUCGAAGAUGGGUAACUUCAACUCCUUCGACGGCGGAGUCAGCACCCAAUCAAUUCCAAUCACAAUUAUCGUCAUCGGCUGUGUCACCUUCGUGGUGGCCUUCUUCGGAUGCUGCGGCACUAUUCGCGAGAACCCCUGCUGCACUACCAUUUACGCCAUCUGCAUGCUGAUUCUGUUUGGCCUCCAGCUGGCCCUAUCGAUUUGGAUGUUCGCGGCGAACGACAAGCUCAUGACCAACAUGAGAAAGGUGGUGGACAAGGCCUGGGACGAGAAUGAUGCCGCCCAGGGAUAUCCCAUGGAUGCCCUUCAGUUGGCCCUCAAAUGCUGUGGCAAGAACGGAUUCAACGACUAUAAUGGCUAUGUGCCAGCCUCCUGCUGCGGCUACAAUGAUCGCAACCAGGCGUGUGCGGCCGAUAUCUACACCCAACGACCCGGUUGCCAGGCUGAGUUCAUGGACUUCUGGGAAGCCAACACGGACCUCAUUCGAUGGAGCAGUCUGAUCAUAGCCCUCUUCGAGCUGGGCAUCUUCAUCAUGUCCUGCUGCCUGGCCAGCGCGAUGAGGAAGCGCUAAGAGAGUAGUCUGAGGCAACUUCUUAGCUGUUAGCUGAUAGCUGUAGCCCUGUUCGUAGCAUAAAUUCCAAAACACGUCCAUCACUUACCGUAAAUAAACCAAAAUAGGUUAAGCUCAAUGAAA